AAAUAUACAACCUUCUCACUCUCUCUUCUCUCACUCUCAAAUCUUAACCUUCCCAAAUCCAAUCCCACUCUCAAAUCCCAGUCCAAAGUUUGAAGCUUUUCUUCAAUGGCUAGAGCCUCUGUUUUUUUGCUACUUCUUCCCAUUUUCUACUUUUUUGGCACAGCCAACUCUGCAGCCACAACAAGUGAUACAAAUUUCAUAAAGAGCUCAUGCAGCGCCACCACCUACCCACAAGUCUGCAUCCAAUCCCUCUCUUCCUACGCCAAUUCAAUCCAGCAAAGCCCUCGGCAGCUGGCCCAGGCUGCCCUGUCCGUGAGCCUAACCAGGGCUCAAAAGGCCAAGACAUUUGUGACCAAGUUGGCCAAAUUUAAGGGGCUGAAGGCUAGGGAGUAUGGAGCUCUCAAGGACUGCUUGGAGGAGAUGGGUGAUAGCGUGGACAGGCUCAGCAAAUCAGUCCAGGAGCUGAAGAACAUGGGCAAAUCCAAGGGCCAGGAUUUCGUGUGGCACAUGAGCAAUGUGGAGACUUGGGUUAGUGCUGCUUUGACUGACGACAAUACCUGCCUUGAUGGGUUCUCUGGCAAGGCCUUGGAUGGCAAAAUCAAGGCCUCAAUCAGAGCUCAGGUGCUUAAUGUUGCACAGUGCACUAGCAAUGCUCUGGCCUUGUGCAACAGGUUUGCCUCCAAGCACUGAUGACAGCUGCAGAUCCUGAAUCUGAGUUUUUGUUUUUGUUUUGUUUAUUCUUAUGUUAGAACUAUUUUGAUGUGGUUUGGUUUUGAUAUGUAUAGUUCAGUCAGUUUGUGAUAUAGAAGAGAUAUAAAAUAUGCUUUAAGUGUUCUGAAUCCUCUGGUUGUAUAUGUAUGUGUGAAGCUAUGAAGGCUGCUUGUUUUGGUAUCUGGAUUUUGGAACUUUUGAACU
Molecule: messenger RNA, 915 nt
Organism: Prunus avium (sweet cherry)
Lineage: Eukaryota; Viridiplantae; Streptophyta; Magnoliopsida; Rosales; Rosaceae
Product: 21 kDa protein
Biological process (GO): negative regulation of catalytic activity
Molecular function (GO): enzyme inhibitor activity
Source: RefSeq, a predicted model, not a curated record